Conger conger (European conger) is the source of this 6009-nucleotide messenger RNA. RefSeq names its product synaptopodin 2-like a (gene synpo2la). The transcript is spliced from 4 exons. The record is from RefSeq and is a predicted model, not a curated record. Gene Ontology annotation, biological process: positive regulation of actin filament bundle assembly. Lineage: Eukaryota; Metazoa; Chordata; Actinopteri; Anguilliformes; Congridae. Gene Ontology annotation, molecular function: actin binding. Gene Ontology annotation, cellular component: actin cytoskeleton; nucleus; Z disc. Bases 262 to 3357 code for a protein of 1031 amino acids.
GGCCCCUCACUAUUUUAAGUCUCAGUGCCUGCUCCUCUGCAGUGCCCGACUCAGGCCAGGUGUGUGUGUGUGCCCGCGUCGUGCGCGCCUGUGUGCAUGUGUGUGUGUGUCCACCCCGACGCCGGGCUGGACGAUUUUUUGCUGGAAAAACAGCUAGCGAGCCGCCACUGAAGGGGGCCAGCAUCAAACAUGGCGCAAUACUACUGAGGCCCCGGACCGAACGCAGACCGAACGGACAGGCAGACGGACGCAGCGACAGCCAUGGUCGUGGAGGAGGUUGUGAUCACACUGUCCGGAGGGGCGCCCUGGGGCUUUCGGCUACAGGGGGGGGCCGAACACAAGAAGCCGCUGCAGGUGGCCAAGGUGCGGAAGCGCAGCAAGGCGUGCCGGGCGGGACUGCGCGAGGCGGAUGAGCUGGUGUCCAUCAACGAGAGCCCCUGUGGCGGGCUGUCCCACGCCCAGGCCAUGAACCUGAUCGACAGCACCCCGGGGUCCCUGCACAUACGAGUCAGAAGGGCUCCGGCGGGAUUCCAGUCCGUGGUGCUGCUGACCCGGGCGCCCUCCCCGCGGAUUGACAAGGAAUACCGCGCCGCGCUGCGCGCCAUGUCGCCCCCCGACGCCGGACCCGCGCUGGCCGCGGUGCAGGAGGUCCACCAGGGGGCGCCGGUGGUGGUGGAGGAGCCCCGGGGCAGGGAGGGGCUGACCUCGCCCCAGGGCAGCGAGGCGUACUACGGCGAGACGGACAGCGACGCCGACGUGGCGAGCGAGAAGCACCGCCGGCCGCGCCACCGCAGCCCCCCCAGCCGCGCCCCGGGCCGGGCGUCGCCCGAGGAGACCAGCGGCAACGACUGCGCCCCCGGGGUGGCCCGGCGGGAGGUGGUGUUCCAGGUCCCCCUGCAGCAGGGCGAGUGGUCGUCCCUGACGGAGACGUCCACCGAGAACUCCUCCCUCAGCGCCGACGACCAGGCCCCCCAGGACGGGCUCGUCGAGGAGGACAACGGCUUCCAGGAGCCCCACACCCUGCCUCCGCUGGUGUCGCCCGAGGGGGCCAGAGGGGCCCUCCAGCUGGCCUCCCGGAGACAGCUGGUCCCCAUGGUGGGGCCCGUGGACAACCCUGUGGACGAGGAACUGACCGUCACCUACAUGGACAAAGCCAAACAAGCCAAGCUUCCCCGCAGCGACACCCAGCAGGAAAAGCAGGUGAAGGAGGCCCGCACCAAGUGCCGGACCAUCGCCUGCCUGCUGACGGACGCGCCCAACCCCCACUCCAAGGGCGUGCUGAUGUUUAAGAAACGCCGGCAGCGGUCGAAGAAGUACACGCUGACCAGCUUCGGGUGUGUGGAGGAGGACACCACGCCGCAGGACUCCCAGGAGGAGGAGGGGGAGGAUGGCGUCCUGCCCGGCAGCGAGUCCGAGUUCGACGAAGACGGCCUCCCCGUCGCCCCGGACCCCACCUGGGACAGCGACUGCCUGGUCAUGCUGGACAAGAAGGCCUCGGCGGGCCCCGUGGAGGAGGACGGAGGGGCGGAGGACCCCGGGCUGACGGCCACGUCGGGGAAAGGGGCGCAGCUGUUCGAGCAGCAGAGGAGGAGGGCGGCCGAACACGCCAAGUGGGUGGCGGACAGACAGCCGGCGGCCCCUCCCCCGCCACAGCUCACGGAGACGCCCGCGAUGGAGGUAGACGCCGCGGGAUGGCCCCCCAUUCAAGCGCAGCUGUCCAGUCCAGCUCCGGCCCCCAUGAUGAACGGGGACAUUGGUGAGAGUCCGGCAGUGGCGACGAUGACGAUGGCGAUGGCCCGGCCCCCGGCCGCCAUUCAGGCUCAAUUCACCUCCCAUCUGCUGGCCUCGCCCCCUCCGACGGAGCUGCCCGACCUGCCCUCCAGCAACGUCCUGAACAGGACGGCCCGGCCCUUUGCCCCAGGCUUCAUCAGCCACCGCGCCGCCACCGCGCCCGUCGUCUUCCGACCCAACGCGGCCAAGAAGAGCCGGCCCACCACGGCACCCUUACCCGUCUCGCCCACUUACACCUCCCCUCCCAUGGAGAUGUAUCUGGAAGCCGCCCCUGUCAUCUCAAACAGACCCGCACCGGCCAUCGCCCCCAGGGUAGCCUCUGCUCCUGCCACCCCCAUCGCACCGUUUUACCCCAGCGUGUCGCAGCAGGUCGCCCCAGAAAUGUCAUUCUCCCCCACCGCAAACACAGCAACCCCUGCAGCACCCGGCAGUCGCACCGGCAUCCUGCAGGACGCGAUGCGCAACAGGUCCAGGAAGGCCCUGUUCACUCGGCCAGAAGAGAAGAAGAAGAACUCGCCCAACCCCCAGCUGCUGUCCAUGGUGCAGAGCCUGGACGAGAGGUCGUUGGGCGGGCCGGAGCCAGGGUUCGAGUACGGGCCAGAACACGACUCGGGGGCUGAGGCCUACAACUCCUACAGGAGCAAACUGCCCCCUCCACCAGUGGCGCCCAAACCGCGUCUGACUCCCUCCGCCUCGGCGAUCACCCUGGGAGGGGGGAAAGGCGCGGAGAUAUUUGCCCGCAAGCAGAGCCGCAUGGACUUGUACGUGGUGGACAACACUCCCCAGUAUCCCCAAGUCAUGUCCCCUCUGUCUCGGUCCCGCGACCCCUCCCCCACGCCCUCUCUCCCCUCCCACUGGAAGUACUCAUCAAACAUCCGGGCCCCUCCGCCGAUCGGCUACAACCCCCUGCUGUCCCCCUCCUGCCCACCGGUGGUGCAACGUGGCCCCAAGGCUUCCGACCCCAAGGCCUCAAAGCGUGGCCGGCAGAAAGAAGGGAUCAAGGCCCUGGACGCCAUGCGGAGGCAGCCGUACCAGCUGAACCCGGCCAUGUUCAGCUUCGCGCCCGGCCCCCACCUGUCUCAGCGGGAGGGCCCCACCCUGGUGGGCAGCUCCCUCAGCUCCCCCAGGCAGAUCCCGGUGAAGACGGCCCGGGUCUACGAGGUGAGGCGCUUCUCCACCCCCACGCCCAUGUCGGCGCCCACCACCCUGACCCCCACCAUCAUCGCUCCCCGCUCCUCCACCUCCCUCGCUGAGCCCCUGUGCCGCUCCGACCUGAGCUCGCCCCCUCCUCUCACCCCCAUCUCGCCCCCUCCUCCCCGCCCCGCCCCGACCGCAGGCCUGCCCCAGAUGCCCAGGCUGUCCUCCGGCCCCGUCCCCUACACGGCCCCGUCCGCCGGCCAAUCGGGCCUGGGCUACAGGGGCCUGCAGGCGGCCAAGCAGUUUAAGAGCGCCCCGGAGCUCUGCCCUCCGCGGUCCCCCGCGAUACAGGUCCCCAAGCCCCACUUCGUCGCCUCCAGGAUGGGCAUCCAGGCCAACGUGUGGAGGCCCGGCUACAUGCACUACUGAUGGGGAUUCUGCACCGGAGGAGGCCUCUCACCACCCUGGCACUCCCCCAUGUGACAGUAUCCCACAUAUGUGUGGCACGUACAAAGUGGUAAAUCACUAAACACAAAUAUCUAUGUGGCCAUUGAUUUAAAUUGGAGUACACACAUGACACAGGAGAACAAAUUCUUCAGAAUUGCCUGUUCUCAGUAAUACAUACUAAGUUAUGAUGUGUAUGAUAUAAUGUUGUUCAAAUAAUUAUUUGAAUCACUCCCAAAAUAAAAAAUGAUUAUCAAGCCAGAUUGACUUGUUUUCCAGUUUAGAGAAAAUGUAUUCUGUUCUACUGAUGUAAUUGAAGUUCUGGUGUCAAACACCAACAUCCCUUACCCCUUAAAAUGGAUUUUAAAUUAUAGCUAUAGCCGUGCAAUAGUAGAGUAUCUAAUAAGGUUUAGAAAUCAAUGAAUUAUUUUCAAUUAAUGAACUUUUAUAUGUGCUUCACUGGGCUUUUGAAAAUUGCAUAAUCUAAUUUAUCUUUCCCUAAAAUAAACUGGCAGGGUCUAUGGGAUAUUCUGAGGGAAAGGUUUACCAUUCUUUUUGUGUCUUCAAGUAUUUAAUGUCAUUUGAGAGCCAUCUGGUAAUGCCUGAGAUGCAAGUGGCCAUAUUGCAGGUGAGUUACAUAACCUGGUGAAGUUUUGGAGAAUGCUGAUACAAUACCAGGCAAAUCCCUUUGGCAACAACAAAAGUCAGCAGUUCAAAUCAAAGAUAACGUCAAAUAAGAUAAGCCCAACAGUAACAGAAAGCUUAGAAACAUUCUUAGUUAACAAAAAAGACUCAGAAGUGACUGACCUCACUCAAGUUAAUUGCAGUUCAGCAGUUAGACUGCCCUGGAAGACAUGUUUUUAAACUGUCUUCCAUUUAGACUGAGACCUGUGAUGUUUCUUUUUUUUUGGUGUUCGGCAAACUUGCUUUAUAAGCAAAGGUCCUGACCAGUUCACACAAAGGCUGGGCUGCAAAUCAAUACAAGAUGCCUUGUGCGGUGCCACUUUACAGGGAUUAUGACAGUUGUCUGGCAUAAAUCUUGCAUCUCAGUAUAUUCUUAUCUCUCAUCAAUUCCCAGGAAAACUCAAACUGAUUUAUUUUAUCCAUGUUACAACACAGCUUUGAUUUGGUUACUUUGGUUACUGUUACUCUGGGAGUCGUGUGUUUUUGAUGUGUUUUGGUGGAAUAACCUGAAAUCUUGCAGGAAGUAACCAGAUGUAGAAGAGGAUAAAAGACUAUUGCAAGUUAAAAAAUCUCUUGAUAAAUUAUCACCAAAGGACUCCUAAGAAAGAACUGGAAUUAUUGGACUGGACCUCAUAUAGCUGCUCUGUAGUCCUGUGGCAUUCAACUUAUCAGCCAACACGAUAAUUUAACGACAGUUUACACUAGCAGUCCGCUGCUAGUGUAAUAGGACUAACAAGGCUACCAAUGCUGAUUUAAUGGUGAUACAAUUGUAAAGCUUUUUAGUUUGCACUCUAGUCUGCCUCAUGGGAGGUGAUAAGAAAUAAUGUGUUGCAAGGACCUGGUGUGAAGAGGUGUCUCCCUGUAGUCGAGCUGCCCAAGCACCGGCCGAACCGUGCAUAGCUUCAAUCACUGAACUUCACAUUGCUGCCUGAGCUAUGCUGGCUGUUUGCUACAUGUGCGACAAGAAGUGAUCUACAUGUUUGUUCGUUUGUUUGCUUGUAAAUAUUUCAAAGGAAUCGAAUUGUCCUAAUGUUUGGACCGCAUUGCGGUGAGACAUUGCCGCAGCGUGGUGAGAAGGAGCGUGAGAGAGAUGAGAGAAUGAUGUUAAGGCAGAGGCCGGCACUGUGACAGACAAGAUGGGCAUCUUCGUUGGCGGAGAUGGUACAGAUCACAAGCAGAAGUAGGAACCAACCCUGAGGCCUGCUUCAGCCCUGUUUGCAGGAGAGAUAAACAGGCAAAGUUAAACCAGGGUCCUAUGACAUGGUUUAUUGCAACAAACACCCAACACUUCAUUUCUUCCUGGUACCAAUUAGGCGCCGUUGCUAUCCAAGUUACUGAAUGAUGAAGUCUUGGCCAUACCAAUUCAGGGACAAAGCUCUCAAAGUUGUAAGUUUCAGAGUCCACCAUCUUAUUUUCUUUUUAGUGAACCGAAGGUGGGCUUUGGAUACCUCUUGUUGUGGAAUGUACCAUUUCUCGAAUGUACCAUUUCUGGAAGGAAAGGGGGGGUCGUCUUGUAAAAGGAACAGAGAUUGAAGAUUUUGUAAGAAACUCCCACAGCCUCAGGAAAUGUAGAAGGAGAAGUGAUCCUGAGGUGAUGGGGAGAUGGAAGGGCAAAUGUUCAAUUUGCUGUAGGAAGAGAAUGCAAGAAAGACCAUGAAGGAAACCUUUGAAAGAAAUCAGUUUGACUCUUAUUUCAUUUUCAUUUUAAAAGCAAGCUUUUAUAUUUUAGAACUUGUCUUGUAUAUUGUCUUAAUUCCUCCUGUUGCAUAUACUGAGGGAAAUUAUCUUAACUUUGCCAGAAAAGGAAAGGUUUAAAUGAUGACCCUCUCACUGAGGAUUGAACUCGUGGGUUAAAUAAACUGCUGGUGUUUUGUGAUGUUUCCUAAGGCAGGAGUGCUUUUACUGGCUGAGAGACACAUGGUUUUUAGUGGAAUAAAAAUGUACUUGAAACCU